Molecule: messenger RNA, 201 nt
Organism: Cooperia oncophora
Lineage: Eukaryota; Metazoa; Nematoda; Chromadorea; Rhabditida; Trichostrongylidae
Source: the annotation of a GenBank genome assembly
AUGGACCGGCGACGGCGGAAUAACGAGGCUGCCAAGCGUUGUCGGGCGAAUCGAAGAGCCGUUUUCGAGUACAGAAGUCGUCGUGUGCAGCUCCUUGAAAACGAGAAUGACCACUUGAAAGAAGAGAUCGCUAAGCUGAAGAGAGAAGUCGAUCAAUUCAAGUCCAUGCUCACCGCUCAAAACAUUAUGGACACUCAAUAG